UGCCCGCCCACGUCAAGGGAAGGAGCAAGAAGAGGGAAGGAGCCCAUGGCAACAAAUUGCCCCUGCUACACUUAUAUACCUAUCGUUACAUCGUACAUACUACCACCACCACUGCAUCCUGCGUUUUGCAGUCUUGCCCGGCAUUGAUUUCUUUGCUCCUCCUUACCAUCAACAACCACCACGACCAACCAACCCUCGUGUUGACGGACGCUUACAACCACGCUCGCCGCCCGUCCGUUUCUGCUCUCUUCGCGCUGUGCUGUACACACCUAUGCUGUACAUGUCGUCACCGUCACGACGCUGUCCCGCACCCACUUCAUGGGACGCAUAGGCGGCGCGCACGCGACCCGACCCGACAGUGCCGGCGGACCAACUGGGGACUCGGCACGGAGAGAUUGGCGAAAAAAAAAAAUCCAGGGGUCCAGCCGGGCCCGUCAGCGCCCGCCCCCAUUCGUUCAUCACUUUUAUUACAGCUGCUGCCCCAUCCGUCGCGCAUCCCGUCACCGGUCGCCCAUCCUUUUUCUGCGACGCCCAACGUACAACUAACUUGGCUGCUACGUCUGCUGCGCCCACGACAUACGAAGUACACGACCUCCCAACUGCUCAGUCCACCGCCGCUGCCGUUCUGGACGUCGGCGCCCGACCCCGUCUGCACGCGACCCGAUCAACGGUGCAUUGGCGCUCCGCAGACGUUGAACGCAGCACACGCCGUCGUCGAACCGAAGCCGCCUCCGCCGCUGCUGGGCCCCCCUUGGCUGCCUCCGACCGACGCACGCACACUGCCAAAUUACCCUCCCCGCUACAUCCAGCCUGGUCCCAGCCCAGCCCAGCUCAGCCCAAGCAGGCGCAUACCCAACUGCGGCUGUGAGACGCGGGACCUGCGAAAUCGUGAACCUCCCACGACCCGCAUCGGACCCUGGGCUACACGGCAGUGCAACCGGGCAGUCCAGCGAGACUCGCGGCUCUAAGGCGCUCGACUUGCGUCGCACACGCUUCGCCCUCACUCGCCUCCUCGCAUAUCACGCGCGACGCCGUUCAGAGGCAUAAACCCCCCGUCGCUGCCGCAGCCAUGUCUGAGCCGUUCCCCCUCCUCAACACCUCGGUCGAUCAGCUACACCUCGCCGACACGGACACGACGCGCCGGCGACGCAAGAGCAGCGGCCUCGGCGGCGACAUUCGCGCCGGCGAUACUGGCGCCCCUGCCCUCGCCUCUAGCAGCGCCAGCCUCGACGCCGGCGAUGGUGAUGGCUCCUCGCCGCCCGCCUCCCCGGCCUCGCCCACGUCCGCCUCCCACCUCGCGGCAGCCUUUGGCACCACCGGUGCCAGCAAUGGCAGCGCUACCAAGCGCCUUUCCAAGCGCCGCCGCGCUCGCGGGCUGGUGUCGCGCAUCCGCCAGACCAUGGUAAAGCACACCUUCGUUCUUCCCGCCUGCAUACUUCUCGUCUUCCUCACCGGCUACGCCAUCAACCCAACCGAGGCCAACCCGCUUCACCGCUGGAUCUUCCUCUCCUACCGCCUGCCCCAGGACGACCCCUCCAAACCCGUCCAGUACGGCAAGGGCCUCUGGGACGUUGCCUUUGUCGCCUUCUACACCGUCGUCCUGUCCUUCACCCGCGAGUUCAUCAUGCAGGAAUUGCUGCGCCCCCUGGCGCGCAAGACUGGCCUCGGCCGCUCCAAGCAAGCCCGCUUCAUGGAACAGCUCUACACGGCCAUCUACUUCGCCUUCCUCGGCCCCGCCGGCAUGUACGUCAUGAGCCGCACUCCCGUCUGGUACUUCAACACGCGCGGCAUGUACGAGGACUUUCCUCACCGCACCCACGAGGCCGUCGUCAAGUUCUACUACUUGUUUCAGGCCGCCUAUUGGGCCCAGCAGGCCAUUGUCCUCGUUCUCGGCAUGGAAAAGCCCCGCAAGGACUUCAAGGAGCUCGUUGGCCACCACAUUGUCAGCCUUGCCCUGAUCGGCCUCAGCUACCGCUUCCACUUCACCUACAUUGGCAUCGCCGUCUACACCACCCACGACAUCAGCGACUUCUUCCUCGCCACCUCCAAAAUCCUCAACUACAUCGACCAUCCAAUCGUCGGCCCCUACUUCUUCCUCUUCAUGUGCGUCUGGAUCUACCUCCGCCACGUCAUCAACCUCAAGAUCCUCUGGUCGCUCUUCACCGAGUUCCGCACCAUCGGCCCAUUUGAACUCAAUUGGGAAACGCAGCAGUACAAGUGCUGGAUUAGCCAGUACAUCACCACCGCUCUGCUUGCCGCGCUCCAGGCCCUGAACCUCUUCUGGCUCUUUUACAUUGUCCGCAUUGCCUACCGCUUUCUGCGCGACAAGACAGCCGACGACGAUCGCUCCGACGACGAAGAGGAUGAAGCCUCCCAGGAGAAGCCCAAGCCAAAACAGGACAAGAAGCGCGAUGUGCCGACUCUCGAGAUCAAUGGCAAGGCAGUCGCCAACGGCAGGUCCAAGUAGAUUCUUGUCAGUAGACCUGGAGUGAGCCCUGACGUGCGCGGGAUGCAUCGUUGGCUCAAGUCCGAUCUCGGUGGGACCUCGCACGUGAGCGGGCCAGUGAGAGAGCGGAGGAAAGAGAAGGUCCAUGACAUUAAUGAGCGGUUGGAAACACCGGAGGACUAAGUGCCCGCUCGAUUCACAUCACUUUUCGGCUUUGACGGUCGAUGACGGCACCCCGGGUUGGCACAUCCUCUGAAGCAUGAGGACCGGCGUUGCUUAUGCGGAAGAAUAAUAACGAAUCAUGGACACACGCUCGCUAUCGUCACGACUUUUCAACCAUCCGACAACAUCCGCGACCCCUAAAGGACGACGGGCUCACGGGCACAGCGUUUGGGACGACAACGCCCAGCCAGUAGCAGCGCUUCCUCCGCAUCAAGGACCGUUUGAUCCAGCGAAACGAUUAAAGGGCCAGCAAAAUGACAGGAGGUUCCGGCACCCUUGGGGGCUUGAGGAGAAGCGAAACCCACCCUGCAUUGCAUGCAUCUGUGUGUGAUUGAUUGUUUGACGGGGUGGAAUGGGUGGCGGCCAGCCUCGUUACAUAUAUGGGCGGCGGUGGUUGUCUUGUAAGCUUCACGUGUACUAUAUACUUUUGUUGUCGUCGGCGCGGACACAUUGGUGUUGCAUGUCGCACCACGCACGCACACACACACACACAUAACAGGUUCUUUUUAAUAUUUGACCCAUUGUUUCGAGA
This is a messenger RNA of Purpureocillium takamizusanense, 3200 nucleotides long. RefSeq names its product Sphingosine N-acyltransferase (gene LAG1). Gene Ontology annotation, molecular function: sphingosine N-acyltransferase activity. The transcript has a single exon. Lineage: Eukaryota; Fungi; Ascomycota; Sordariomycetes; Hypocreales; Ophiocordycipitaceae. Gene Ontology annotation, biological process: ceramide biosynthetic process. The coding region runs from base 1070 to 2467 and encodes 465 amino acids. The record is from RefSeq and is a predicted model, not a curated record. Gene Ontology annotation, cellular component: membrane.